AAACCAUUCGCCGUCUUCCCCUCCUCCCCCAUCGCCACCAGCGCUGCGGCCACUCGCGCUUGCCAGCCCGUCGCCUCCGCCCCCCUCCACCCACUGGGCCGCGCUCCGCAUCUCCCGGAGCGCGGCGCGCCGUUGCCCGGCGCCGCCGCGGCCGGGCGGCAUGAAGAGCCUGUGGAAGCAGAGCGGCGGCCUGGUGUGCGCGGACGCCGGGCCCCUCGGCCGGCUCGGCGGCCGCUCGCGGCGCCGCGCCAGGCUCACCCUGUACGGGUUUGCCGUCGCCUUCGCCGCGUUCACCGCCUACGUCGCCUUCGCCACGCCCUCCUCCGCGGGCGGCGCCGGCGCCGGUGAGGCGCCGGGUGGCGCCUCGUGGUUCGGCGGCGUGUACGCGUCCACGGCGCCGUACCGCUCGCAGAUUUCAAGCUUCUUCUCGUCCAUCCUGCCCGCCGACGCGCCCGCCCCUUCGCCGGGGCCGCUGCGCGCCCCGGCAGGUGGAUCGGGCGGCGGCGGUGGCGACGAGAGCGGGGAGUCAGCGGGGAGCGCGGCGGGAAGCAACAACUCUGCUGCGCCUGGGUCUGGUAAGCAGUUGGGCAGUGGUGCUGGUUCUCCGAUCGGCAAUGCCGGCGGCGGGAGUGUGCCUCCGGCCGCCGAUUUGGCCGGAACCGGCAUUAUCGACAAGGGCGGAGGCGGAGCUCCGACGAAUAACUCUGCGUCGAGUGGCGGUGCGCCGAACGGCGCGGUGGAUCGGAAUAAUGGAAACGGCGGAGGCGUUUCCAGUAGUAGGGCGGGGGGCGGCAGUGGAUCCCCAGCCAGUAGUGCCGCCGGAGACGGAGCUGUGGCGAAGACCGGUGAGCAGAGUGUUGACGCGUCUGGCAAGCAGUCGGGAAGUGGAAGCGGAGCCCCGAGCAACGCUGCUGCCGGACAAGGCAGCCCUGUGAGAACCGAGGCCAAAGUUGGAGAUUCUGUUCCCAGCAAUAAUUCUGCUGGGAUUAGCAGCUCGGAGAAGGUUGAUUUGAGCACCGGAUCUUCUAAUAAUCAGGCUGGAAAUGGAAGUGGCGCCCCAACCAGUGGUUCUACUUCUGGAAAUAGCAGCUCGUUGAAGGCACAAGGUGCUGUUGGUGCUGGGAGCAGUGGUUCUUCUGGAAAUGGCACAGAAAAGAAGGCUGAUUUGAGUAAAAGUUCAGAUGCUCAGCCAGGGAGUGGAAAUGGAGAUGCAAGCCAUAAAUCAACUGGAAAUUCUAGUCUGGUGAAGAGCACAGAUACAAAGGCUGGUUCGAAUAAUAGCUCAGAUGCUCAGCAAGGGAGUGGGAAUGGAGAUGCAAGUGGUAAAUCAACUGGAAGCUCCAGUCCGGCAAUGAGCGCAGAUCUGAAGGCUAGUUCAAAUAAUGGUUCAGGUGCUCAGCCAGGGACUGGAAGUGGCGAUGCAAACCAUAAAUCAGCUGGAAGUUCUACUCCGGCGAAAAGCAGUACUACUCCUGUGAAGAGCAAUGAUGGAGGCGAGCAAGAUAGUACCAGAGUGAGUGCUGUUCCAAUUAGUAAUCAAACAGGCAGUCUGGCAUUGGCAAGGGAGAAAGAAGUUGGAUCUCCCAGGAAGAACAACACAGCUGUAGCAUCUCCGGCUGUGAAGAAUCAGGAACUGACAAGCAGUGGAAUUGCUUCUGGUGGAAGCAGUGGUACAGUGAAUAAGCAGAAGGACGGUGGUACUCAGGGGCAGGGCAGUGCUGGUUCAUCAAAGGACCAUUCAGCCCAAGCAGUCACCUCAAAAUCUGGAAACAACAGCAAGGGUAAUGUGUCGACAAUAAAACAGGAUGGAGGCUCUAGUGGAAACAAGAAAGUUGAUUGGUUCAAGCAGGUGGCUGGUUGUGAUCUGUUCCAUGGGCAAUGGGUUAGGGAUGACUUGUACCCUCUCUACCCAGAGGGAUCGUGUCCUCACAUUGAUGAGCCCUUUGACUGCUAUCUAAAUGGCCGACGAGAUCUAGCUUACCAGAAGCUCCGUUGGCAACCCAGCGGAUGCAGUAUCCCAAGAUUGAACCCGACUGACAUGUUGGAGAGGCUGAGAGGAAAACGACUUGUUUUCAUCGGUGAUUCACUCAACAGGAACAUGUGGGAAUCCCUUGUGUGUAUUUUGAGGAAUUCUGUCAAAGACAAGAGGAAGGUUUUUGAGGCAUCUGGCAGGCGUGAAUUUAAGACCGAAGGCUCAUACUCCUUCCUGUUCAUGGAUUAUAACUGCAGCGUGGAGUUCUUCCGCUCCCCAUUCCUAGUACGGGAAUGGGAGACACAAGUAAAUGGUGGAAAGAAAAAGGAAACUCUCAGGCUUGACCUGGUUGAGGAAUCGUCUCCGAAAUACAAGGAUGCAGACUUUCUAAUCUUCAAUACUGGCCAUUGGUGGACACAUGAGAAAACUGCUCUGGGGAAGGACUACUAUCAAGAAGGCAACCACGUGUAUAGGGAGCUUAAUGUCGUGGAUGCCUUUCAUAAAGCUCUUCUCACCUGGUCCAAGUGGAUUGAUGCCAAUGUUAACCCCCAAAAGACCACUGUGUUAUUCAGAGGCUACUCAGCAUCUCAUUUUAGCGGCGGUCAAUGGAAUUCAGGUGGAAACUGCGACAAGGAGAGUGAACAAAUAACAAAUGAGCAGUACCUUUCAACCUACCCACCAAAGAUGAGCAUUUUGGAGGAUGUGAUCCACAAGAUGAAAACUCCAGUUGUCUACUUGAACAUAACUAGAAUGACUGACUACAGAAAGGACGCGCACCCUUCCAUCUACCGCAAGCAGAACCUAACUGACGAGGAGAGGAGAUCGCCUGAGAGAUAUCAGGACUGCAGCCACUGGUGCCUACCUGGAGUACCAGAUUCCUGGAAUGAGCUGCUUUAUGCUCAACUUUUGAUCAGACAGCAUCAAAUGCGCCAACAAUAAAGGCAAGUAGGAUUCUGUUGUUGUCUAGGAUAAUAGUCAACACGAUGAUCAAACUAAGAUCAACACGGGACCUUGGGUUUUUCUAAAUCCAUAUAGAGACUAAAUUGUGUCCAGUUAGUGUUACCUCUCAAUACCAACACAUAUUCUUCAGUAGAGGCUUCUGGGGCGUCAUAUUGUGAAGUUCGUAUCUAGCUAUAAUCAGAAAUAAGAAAAUAGUAUAGAUGUGAUGAUAUAGAUGCUCAUAUGUCUUCUGUGAUUCCCUGCCUGUUCUCUGUGCCUAAGGUUGCUUCAGAAUAUAGACAUAGUUUUUUUUUUCAUUUGAAAUUCAUUUCUACCAAUGAAUCUGGGAUUGGGAAGAUCUAUUUUAGAUGAAGAUCUAACUGUUGGAAAAUGGUAUGCUUUAAUGCCUAAUGUACGGGUGAUGAAAUAUCGUGCUGGGGUUUUAAAUG
This is a messenger RNA of Panicum virgatum (switchgrass), 3360 nucleotides long. RefSeq names its product protein trichome birefringence-like. Lineage: Eukaryota; Viridiplantae; Streptophyta; Magnoliopsida; Poales; Poaceae. The transcript is spliced from 5 exons. Gene Ontology annotation, cellular component: Golgi apparatus. The record is from RefSeq and is a predicted model, not a curated record. Gene Ontology annotation, molecular function: O-acetyltransferase activity. Bases 161 to 2911 code for a protein of 916 amino acids.